Paramormyrops kingsleyae is the source of this 3272-nucleotide messenger RNA. RefSeq names its product glycerol-3-phosphate dehydrogenase 1 like (gene gpd1l). Gene Ontology annotation, cellular component: cytosol. Gene Ontology annotation, biological process: glycerol-3-phosphate catabolic process; carbohydrate metabolic process. The record is from RefSeq and is a predicted model, not a curated record. NCBI's taxonomy places the organism in Eukaryota, Metazoa, Chordata, Actinopteri, Osteoglossiformes, Mormyridae. Gene Ontology annotation, molecular function: protein homodimerization activity; NAD binding; oxidoreductase activity, acting on the CH-OH group of donors, NAD or NADP as acceptor.
CUUGUUUGCACGCGCUGUAGUAAUUUCCUAUUCUGUGUAUGCUGUGCGCUGACUUGUUGUCGGUGAUAAUUUUAACAUAGUUUUAUUCUUAUCAUUUACGUUUUAAUCUGUCUGCAAGCGUGUCAACUUCUACAAUGGCCGCGCCUCUGAAAGUAUGCAUCGUUGGCUCGGGAAAUUGGGGGUCUGCUAUUGCGCGGAUCGUGGGCAGCAAUGUGCGAGAACUGCAGCGAUUUGCCACGACGGUGAAGAUGUGGGUCUACGAAGAGAAUGUCAACGGCAGGAAGCUCACAGACAUCAUAAAUACAGACCACGAGAAUGUCAAGUACCUACCGGGGUACAAGUUGCCAGAGAACGUGGUCGCAGUGCCUGAGCUGCGGGAUGCAGCGAAGGAUGCCGACCUGCUGGUGUUCGUGGUGCCUCACCAGUUCAUCCGCAAGCUCUGCGACGAGAUGGCCAGCUGCGUGUCACGCACGGCCAGAGGCAUCACCCUCAUCAAGGGCAUUGACGAGGGUCCCGAGGGCCUGCGACUCAUCUCUGACAUCAUCAGGGAGAAGAUGAGCAUCGACGUCAGUGUGCUCAUGGGCGCCAACAUCGCCAACGAGGUGGCUGCCGAGAAGUUCUGCGAAACCACGAUCGGCAGCAGGAUCAUGGAAAACGGGCAGUUGUUUAAGGAGCUUCUGCAGACGCCCAACUUCCGCAUCACGGUGGUGCCAGACGCCGACACGGUGGAGCUCUGCGGGGCCCUCAAGAACAUCGUGGCAGUGGGGGCAGGCUUCUGUGAUGGCCUGGGCUGCGGCGACAACACCAAAGCGGCAGUGAUCCGGCUGGGGCUCAUGGAGAUGAUCUCCUUCGCCCGGCUCUUCAGCAAAAACAGCACCGUCUCCUCCGCCACCUUCCUGGAGAGCUGCGGUGUGGCCGACCUCAUCACCACCUGCUACGGGGGUCGCAAUCGACGCGUCUCUGAGGCGUUCGUCACCUCUGGGAAGAGCAUCGAGGAGCUGGAGAAGGAGAUGCUCAAUGGUCAAAAGCUCCAAGGACCAGCAACCGCAGCUGAGGUCCAUCACAUCCUCAAGCAGAAGGGCCUUGUGAACAAGUUCCCACUCUUCACUGCUGUCUACCAGAUCUGCUUUGAAGGGAAGCCCGUGCAGGACAUGAUCUCCUGCCUUCAAAGCCACCCAGAACACUUGUAAACAUCUUCUAUACUCCCCAGGUCCUGCCCUUCUUUACCGAUCUCUCUUUCCAUGCCUGCAGCAGGCACCAGAAGGGGUCCACAGCUCUACCACUGGAUUACGAAGGGCUCACCAGGGUGAUAUCCGAGCGCUUUGAAGAGACCGCAGUCCUGUAAAGGGAGAACGUUUGGUUGGUUAUACUGAGGAGACACUACUCCCAGCAGCCCAGUAUAACCAGCCACACGCAGGCCCUCUUCAAAGCGCCACCCCUGGGUUUGAGUGUGUAGACAGUGCCUUUUGAACCCCCGCGUCCACCCAGGAAACAAACUGGACCUGCCCUCUUUCCUCUUGGCCGCCAAAGGCAUCUGCUUCACUUUCUCACUUUAGUUAAUUUCUAAAAAAUGGUGUAGGGUCUGUUUUCUUAAUUUUUUUAAAAUACUUUAUAAACAUCAUUUGGCUCCGAACCAGCCACCAGAGAUUUUGCACGGCUGUGUAAUUUUGGUCAGAAUGGUAAAAGACACUUUCCUGAAAAUAGCACGGGUAACUAAACAUUCUUUAAGGUGGUUCUGAGAGACUACACAGGGAACAAGGUGAAAUGCUGCCCUAUUCUUUUUAAGUAUAUUAACCUGAGCUACUUUUUUUAAUAACUGUUUUCAUAUUGUGUUUAUAAUGGUUACUGUAACUAUGGUGUUUUAAUGCCGGGAGUAAAAACAAAAAGGGAUAGAUGCAAAGUAUGGCCUCUAGGACUGUUUACAGUAUUUUAAAGUUGUCCUACAGGCUUCACUGGGGCAUCCUUUCCAGGGGUCCUAAAAUCCCAAUCUGCACCAGGGUCCGGUUCCCGUGGAAUAAGCCCAUCCCGUUCCAACACCCAUGCCCACUUUGUGUUAAACUCCUUCGAUCUUUUAUCAUCUUGUAUUUUUGUACUGAUUCUCAGUAUAUACAGUCAUAUUUUAGUAGCAAGACUGUAUUUAGUGAAAAUUACCGCUUGAUAUUUUUAACCUGCCUUCCCCUGCUACUUUUAAAGUAUUUUAAUCUUGGUCUGUCAUUGACACAUUACUCAUAUUAUUCUGGAAUGUUUAUGGAACCUAGAAUGUGUCAAUAAACAAUGUUAUAACAGGGGUACUCAGGUUUGAUUUUGGAGGAUCAAGAGUUCAGAGAUGGCAGUAUAAAGCACCAUGCAGGACGCUGGCUGAGCGUAAUCAUCCAGAACUGAAACCGGUGCCCUUUAAGCCACCCUGCAAAUGCAGGUCUUACUCUAACACACCUACUCCAUGUCCCAUUCCCCAAAACCCCUAAGCAGCCAGAAGCCUGGCAGUGAAUUAAUUUAGCAUCUUUUUUGAGAGUGUGGGCGCGUUUGCAUUAAUCUUUAGUUGAUUAAUUUUGUACUAAUUCAUAUUCAUUUCAGCCCUUCUGAAGAAUUCAGAAUCUUGUAUCAUUUUUAAAAGCCGCAACGCACACUGCCAUCUCAUAAGCUUUUAGAUGAUUGAGAGGAAAAGACGCGAUAGAGACGUUAAACCAGAAGCUGUGACAGGUGGCUCCACUAUGGCUCCCACCCUGUGCCAUCUCAGGGCGACGGCUGGGACCGCAGCUUGUAUUAUAGAAAAUAAUCCGGCAUCCUGCCAAGUGCACCGGCAUUCUUAGAAGAGCGAGUGAUUUACGAAUCCUACCCCCCACGUCUUUUGGUGGAAACACUUGGAAGACUUACCCCAAAAUAUCUCGUCUUUCACAAUUGGGGAGACUGGCGACAUCAGAGCCAAAGAGCUCACAGAAAAAUGGCACUCCGGGAGAUCCUUCGGCAAAGCUAAGUACCCUUCAGCCUGCCUUUGUGAAUGCUCACCAGGAGGCAGAAGCCUCUCAGUUUUCAUGCAAGCAGGCAAAGAACAUCAGUGUUCCUCUUCAGAGUUAAACUACAUCAGACUCUUCAGAUGAGGGCUUGGGUACUUCCUACCUUACGGUUGCCUUUUAGUUCACUUUGAAUGUCACUUCUCAUGCGUCUUUUAACCUUCAGUCAUCAUAAUCAUUGUACUCCAAUGUAUCAAAAGCCACUGAACAUGUAACCUUUUCUGGUGAUGCAAAUUAAAAUCGACUUGGUUGGAAUCUUAA